Messenger RNA from Labrus mixtus (cuckoo wrasse), 5244 nucleotides. It is a transcript of the gene trim66, whose product is annotated as tripartite motif containing 66. The transcript is spliced from 18 exons. The record is from RefSeq and is a predicted model, not a curated record. Gene Ontology annotation, molecular function: protein binding; zinc ion binding. Bases 237 to 3866 code for a protein of 1209 amino acids. NCBI's taxonomy places the organism in Eukaryota, Metazoa, Chordata, Actinopteri, Labriformes, Labridae.
UCGGAGAUGCACGGGUCAAGUGAAGCUUGGGUCCUACACAUGGAUGAACUGUGGGAGGAGAGAGAACAGUGAGGCUGUCAUGUAAGCCGUCUCCUCUGGGGCCACCUCUCGGUGCGUGCUGCUUCCUGCCUCAGGUAGAAGCCUCAGUGUUUCUGCCGCUGAGGCGUCAGGCUGCUCGCUCUCCUCUCAUCUCCCUCCUGCUGAGAAGGCAACGGGUCUGCUCUCAAAGCACUGAAAUGGAGAAGAGCUGCUCAGAGUGCUCAGAGCCAACACUCGCACAGAGCCUGUGCACACUCUGCAACAAGUGGUUGUGUUACCAGUGCACAGAUGUGCAUCAGCAUCAGAAAGCUUCCACCACCUCCCAGUACACGGAGCUGCAUCAACAACAGAGGCCCAGUGCCCCCCAGUGUCCCGACCUGCACCAGAGAGGCUCCAGCUCCCUGCCUCCCACUGGACAAGGCCCCGGGUCGUAUCCUUGUUCCCUCCUCAUGUGCCAUUCUCACAGACAGGAGCCCUUGGAGCUGUUUUGUGAGUCAUGUGACCUUCUGUGCUGUAGCAGCUGUCACCUGUCCUCCCACAAAACCCACAGGGUGGUGCAAAUCGCGAAGGCCCUACAGGAUCAGCAGUGGCUGUUUGAGAGCUUGAUGGAGCAGGUGGAGGAGAGGAGGUCCGCAGUGGAGAACAAUGCCAAACAGAUAGAGGACAGACUUCACGGAGUAAAGAUUGCACACAGGAAGGCAGAGAACCAGAUUAAAAUGGCAAAGAUGAUUAUGAUGAACGAGCUUAACAAACGAGCUACACUAUUAAUAGAGCAACUGGAGAAAAUCUCAGAGGACUUUCAGCAGCGUCUGGAGGACCAGCUGCAGGGGGCAAUAGAGACGUGUGGCCAGAUGGACCAUGUUCAGAAGUUCAUCACCUGGGCUAAGACCCACCACUGCAGAGGCCCGGUGCUCUUCAGCAGGGCUCUGAUUUCACUUCAGAUGCAGCAACUGGUUGAGCCGUCACUCCACUCAGACUCUUGGAGUCCUGUAAAGAUUAAAUUCAACUGGGAUGCCAGUUACUGGACCAAGCAGAUUUCCUCUCUUGGCCAGCUAAAUGUUGAAGGGGGAAACUGCACAUAUCCUCAGGGCUUGUCCUGCUCCAGUAUCCUGAGGCCUCAGCCCCUCACCUGCAUGGCUCUGCCGCCUGUGUGUCACAGAGGACGGGAGCCGGGCUGUGGGUACAAGGCCUGCUGUGAGCCCCAGAUGUGUUGCCUACACAGCAUUUCCUCUCAGCCAGAUCUGUCCAGUCUGGACAAAAACCAGCUGGACACCACACUUUAUAACUCCAGUUAUGUACAACCUGCCCUCAUCUCCUCGCUGCACCAGAGCCAGCAGCUCCAGAGAUGCUGGGACCCUGACAGCUCCACACAAUGCCCUCCACCUUCAUCUCCCGUCCCAAUCAUGGGAAACAUCCAGUUAAGCUGCAGUCGAGGCUCUGCAUCCCAGCCUCAAGCUGCUGCCACUCAGUCCCAGUCUCAAACAAAGUCUUAUCUCUAUCACCAUCACCAGAAAGACAUUCCUCUGGACAGCCAAACUCAGAUUGCAGACCACAGCAGGCCAGGCCAGUGUCAGAGAAAGCUGUCGUCCAGCUCUGUUCUGCAGCAGGAUAUCGGCCACACAGCUGUAGACAGAGACGUGAUGACUGAAGACAACUGGGAGAAUAGGUGCAGAGUGGAGGAGGCACAUGGAGGACCUGGGGUUGAAAGCAGAGAGCUGCUGGAUGAAGAUGAAGACAGGGGAGCGCAGAGUCCUAUCAGACAUCAGCUCCAUGUUCAUCCUGCAGCAGAGCUGAGAAGAGAGGAGAAGAGGAACAGAGCAGCACUGAUGCUCAGAGACCACAGAGACGGAAGGAGAUCCACGUCCCUGGAGGUGUCAGUGACAGCCUACGAGUGUGUAUCUGAUGCACCGAGCAGCAGACUCAGCCCGAGUUUAGCGUGCACAAGGAGGAAGAGACGCUCCCAGAGCAUCCCGGCAGAACUGGCAGCCCCAUCCAGCAGUCCUUACUCUGAAAGGCCCACAGAAAGCAGUCACAGCCCCGAAGUAGGAGCUGCAAAUAAGUACACCAGUGUGGACCCCAGACAGAGGAGGUCUUCAGAUGGGGUACUUUGUGUUGUCAAAGAAUCUUCCUCUAAGAUGCCUCCCUACAGGCGCCACAGGUCCCCUUUACUGUCCUAUAAAACAGAACCAGAACCAUUUUUCAGUUAUGUAAAUGAGGAGAUUGAUUUUGAGGCCAAGGAGAAAUGCAGGGUGUCGAGAAGCAGCAGCAAUAGUAACAGAGAGAAGGACUCAGGAAGGCCAAAAGUCCCAGUGGUUUGCUUGGAGCGUCUCAAAAUUCUUGUGUCUCAACUCCCCCCGCAUGGACGACGACAGAGUGACCCAUUGCCAGCCAGCGGGACUGGGAAGAGCGAAACUCUCUCGAGGGAGAGAACCUGGCAUGAUGCAGCAGCAGAGUCCAGCACACUAAAGACUGCCAGAGAGUUUGACAACAGAGGGCCAAUCGGAGCUCGUAAAGCACUCACACCGCCGACCACCAUCCCCAAAUAUGUGCCAGAGAGUAACUCCACACUGGAUCUUGACUCUGACUCAGAUCCCAGAUCAGUCUCAGAAGAUGCAGUGUUUUCUUGGGAUGAUCCAGAACAGCAGCAAGACUCUGAUUUAUCUCCAGAGUCUGACCCAAAUGCAGACUCUUCUUCUGAAGCUGAGGAGAAAUCUGUUGCUGCAGGAGAGAUGGGGCUCUGUGGUGAAACCAGAGAUUCAGAGCCCAGUUUAGAAUAUGAGGAAGACCCAGUAUCAGAAGAUGGUCAAAGACUGGAUGCUGUUGAGGAAUCUGGCGACGGUGGAACAGAGUCAGACGUCCAGCCUGACGAUGAAUCCAGGUUUCAGGCAGAGACCGACUCUGAUGUAGCAUCCAUUCAGCCUCUAGACUCCCAUGGCUCUGCGGAGUCUGAGCUCGACUUAGACUCUGACCAUGAACUGACAACAGACGACCCGCAACCACUCCGCUCUGACCUAGAAGAAGACUCUCACAUUGGUCCUAGUCAGAGGAUGCUUCUGAUUGCAAACCCUGCUGCCCAAAGAGGCACAGAGGACGAUCAGCCGGACAGGGACGGUGCGGCGAUGGAGAGUGAGGACUUCUGUGCCGUGUGUCUGAUUGGAGGAGACCUGCUGUGCUGUGACCGCUGUCCUAAAGUCUUCCAUCUGUCCUGUCACAUCCCGUCACUGCUGAGUUUCCCCUCAGGCGACUGGGUGUGCAGCCUGUGCAGAGACGUCGUGCAGCCAGAGGUGGAGUACGACUGUGAGAACGGGAGAACAUCUGGAGAACAUGCAUCAGCACUCGGACUCACUGAAUAUGACCAGAGAAAAUGUGAGCGGCUGACUCUUCUGAUCCUCAGUAACAUCCUGAGUGCUCCCUUCCAUGAGCCUGUCAGUCCACUUGCCCGUCAUUACUACCAGAUCAUUAAGAGGCCCAUGGACCUGUCAGUGAUCAGGGCCAAACUCAACAAGAACCACAACCAGCAUUAUAAGUCAGCAGAGCAGUUUGUUGCUGAUGUCUAUCUCAUGUUUCACAACUGUGCAAAGUUUAAUUAUCCUGACUCUGAGGUUGCCCAAGCAGGCCACAGUCUUGAGUCGUUUUUCACCUCCAAGCUGAAGGAAGUUUUCCCAGACAGAGCUUUUCCAGGAGCUGAGGCAGACUCUGACAGUGAUGAGUAUGACGAGGCCUACAGGACCGCUGAGGGCGGUUUCCCGUGGCCAGAGAGGAGGGAGCAGUGCCACAGGAAGAGGAAGAGGAGACACUCUCUCAAGUCAAGGAGAAAUAACUUCUAAUCAGAGGUGAAGGGAGUUCAACCAUGAUCACAAUUAUGCUGUAUUUGUGUGUAAUUAUGCUGUUUUCUGUUCAGCAGCCUGCGGGGCUGCAGCAGUGUUUCCAUUCUGUAAUCUGAUAGAAGCUCUAAUUAGUGGUUUGUAAUGAUAUCACAGUGCUGCCAUCCGAUGGCAGCUAAACAUAUUGAAACGAUAGUUAAAAGGUCUGACAUGUUGGAGCAAUUAUUCUACCUGCCGACUAUAACUUAGCAGAGGAGCAUAGAGUGUAAAAUAAGAAUUAAAAAAGGUUCAGUCACAUACUUAAUGAUCUACUGUACACACAGAGCCAUAUCUCUUUGAUAAUAAAAAGAAUCAAACGGUUUGGUUUCCCCUGCAGUCUUGAUGGUGGAGCAGCAGUUAUAUAUGCAUCAUAUCAUAUUUUAAUGUCUCCUGAUGCACUGGACAUUACUCAUUGUAUUUACAUUCAGGACUUGUUUAGCUACAAUCCCGGUUGUAGAGGAUGCUGUAGUUGUUUAUUCAUUUCACUUUUCAUCUUUCGUCUCAAGUGGACAAUUUUAGGUGAUUAAUGUAGCUCUGAUAUACACAGCACUUUGAAACUUUGACAAGGGUAAAUACUUGGUUUGCCAUGUUUGUUAACAUCUUAUCUGUUUAUUUGACUAUAUUUGUCUUUUUGAUUCUGAAAUGAUUGCAGGCAAUUAUCAUAGGUUGGAUUCUUGAUAUGAUUAUUUGUCUUAAGUAGUUUUUCUUUUCUGGAAAAGCAUUAGUAAAUCCUAUAAACCUUGCUUCAUUGGAUGAAUGAUACAGAAUGUGAAUGGUUGAGGGAAAUGUGACUUUCUCGUGUGUGUGUUUCUCCACUUUAAAUUAAGAUUGUGCAUACAUGCUGAAGCUUUUUGUCCCUCCUUUGUUCGAACACAAUGUUGUACUCUUCUGAUUUUUAAAUAUAUCUCAGGCUUGAUAAGAGUGUAAGGUACUGAUAUUAUCCAGUAUUGAUGAAUAGAUGUAUAGAGCCACACUGAAAUAUGUCAUUUUAUAAUACCCACUGUUGUAGAGCAUUCUGUGUUUUAUUAACUGUCUGAACUUGCUUCCAGCAGCCUAAGGUAGAUUAACUUCACAUUUAGAGUAAGUACUGCACACAAUGAUUGUCUGUGCACUCCUUGAUCAUUGUCAAGAGUAGUGAAUAUACAAUAUACUGUAUGUCAUGUUACUUCCUUUAAAAUCAAUAGAUAUCACAAUAUUUCCUCUUGUACAGUACGAGGGAGAAGGUUUAGUUACUGUUACUGUUUUUGGCAAGCAGUCUGAUUCUUUUUUUAUUUUUACUGUAACAAUCAACAAUAAAUGCACAUAUAUGAACAUCAAUAAAAUGCAUUCAAUAUAAAAGACA